Messenger RNA from Seminavis robusta, 840 nucleotides. The record is from the annotation of a GenBank genome assembly. Lineage: Eukaryota; Bacillariophyta; Bacillariophyceae; Naviculales; Naviculaceae.
AUGAGCAGCACUCUCGACGGUCGGAAGAAGGGGAAGGUGGAUUCACAGCUGCACCCAAUCGAGGUGUCUGGGUUGGGGGACACAUUGAAUACCACAACAAGCAAGGAGGAGAAAGGGAAGUUGUCAGCUGAGUCUUGCAAGACACCAAAGACCAAGAGCGGAAGCAAAGCAGAGUCACCUGACUCCACAUCAAGUCAGGAAACUCAGUCAACCACGGCAACAACUGCCGCCGGUGUUUCCAAUACAGGCUUGGCCGUGGCGGUGGAUAUAGCCGCCGAACGCGCAUACAAUCAAGACGGGUUCCCCGAAGAGAUCAAGAACAAGGAGUACACUAGUGAAGCAGAGCUCGUGAAAGAUCUCGAGGAAUUUGGUUUGUUGGAUGAUUACAAGCGUAUUGCUCUCACCCUAGUGUCCUCUGGGAAGGCUUACCGUUUAGACUUGCCUACCGAUUUUCAUGAAACGUCGAUUGAAUGGCUGCAAGCCAAGGUCUUGCGUGAGUGCGGUUCGGGAGUGCUUUGUAGCACGAAGUCCCAAAUCCUCUUCUCGGAUGGUAGUAGUAGAUUCCCUGAUUUGGCUAUCUUCGGGGAAGCAAGGGUGAGGGUUGUUGAGGAUUUAGCAAUCAAGAAACCCAAGCAAGAGUGGUGUGAAGAGCUUGAGUGUAAGACAUAUCUAAAUCCCCAUGUAUUGAUCGAGUUCAGCUGGAGACACGAUUUGAAAGAGGAGAUCCCUAAAUUUAUCAAGCAAAUGGAACAGUAUCCGGAGCAACUCGGAAGUAUCAAUGUUGGCUUUCUCAUCAAAACAGUCCCUGCCAGCGGUGAAAAAGUUUCCCACGUUUGCUAA